Messenger RNA from Mycetomoellerius zeteki, 981 nucleotides. RefSeq lists its product as uncharacterized. The transcript is spliced from 4 exons. NCBI's taxonomy places the organism in Eukaryota, Metazoa, Arthropoda, Insecta, Hymenoptera, Formicidae. The record is from RefSeq and is a predicted model, not a curated record. Bases 379 to 981 code for a protein of 200 amino acids.
UGAGCUCAAUUUCUGAUUGAUCGACAUUUUAUAUCAUAUGACAAGACUUCCGCCAUUAUGAGCAAUGGGUCACCUUUCUAAUUCCACCAUAUAUUUAAUGACCAAUAUCAAUAAUGUGAAGUUACUUGUGAGAUUAUGAUUUGAAAGCUGAAAUAUAGAAAUUAUAUCAAAUUUAAAAGCAUAUAACUUUAAUAUAUUUGUGGCAUAUAGGACAUAUUUGUAGUUGUCUAAAAUAUAUUGUAUGUAUGUUAAUCUAUAUUUUCAAAAGUUUAUGCUAAAUUUUUCUUAGGAAAGUAGAGAAGAAAAAAUUUUUAUACACGUAGGAUUGCUAAAAAAUGGUUCGAUGGAAAACGUGCAAAAAAUAUUGGAAGAGAAUCAAUGAUGUUGACGCUUAUAAAAACUAUUUUUGAGUGUGUGACAGUAAAAAUGGAAUUAGCAGGAGCUCUGCCUUUCUUUAUAUCGAACUCUGAAUUAUCUGUAACAACUAAUGAAAUGAAUAUAAUAAACGAUGUCUUUUCGUGCAAUAUUGAAUUUUGUUCUAAAUCUAAAUAUUUACCGCAAUCAGCAUCUAUUAACAAGAAUUCGAAGACAAAUGUAUGUUCUAAAGAAAGUUGGUGUGAUAUAUUCAGAUUUGAAUAUGCAGUCUAUAAAACAUUGAAGAUUCUUGAUAAAUGUGUCGACAAUCUUCAUACAAAUCCUCCAUGUAAACAUCAUAUUUCAAUGACAUUGGCUUUAUUUCUGUAUCAUAUUCGUUAUUUCUUAGAAUAUGUUUUACGCAGAAUGUAUCUUAAGCUGGAACAAGAAAGGAGUAAAGAACUGUAUUAUAGAAAACUUUGGCAUUGUCAAAGGAAAUCUAUUGAAGAUGUUGCUAGUAAAAUAUAUAACUUUUUAUCUGUACAGUACAGUCGAAAUUUUUCCGUUCCUCUAUUUUACUCAUCUGAAUUGAGUAAUAUCUACUUAAAUUUCCUAUUAGAAAAUUAA